Molecule: messenger RNA, 794 nt
Organism: Lolium perenne
Lineage: Eukaryota; Viridiplantae; Streptophyta; Magnoliopsida; Poales; Poaceae
Source: RefSeq, a predicted model, not a curated record
GAGAUAGCACCAGCACGCCACACAUCGAGUAGGAAAAAAGAAUCCCCAUCAUUAUCUAUCUUCUUCCUCCAUCUUCUCAAAAUCCUCCAUCACACAACGGCUUCCAUGGAGCAGCUGCGAGGCGUCUGGGUCUAGGACACGGCCGCUCGAUGCUGACCAAGCGAGGCGACGAUGGCGUGGAGGCGGCUGGCCAGCGGCACGGCGGCGACGCAUCUCCGGCGGGGCGUCUCCUCCCCGCCAUUCGCUGCCCCCUCCCGCGCCUUCUCCGCCGCCAACCCUACCCUUCUCGGCAGGAAAGCGCUGCAGGGCAUUCGGUCGCGGUGUUCGAGAUCGGCCCCCGCGUUUCAAGCUGGCGCCCCCGGGCUGGGAGCUCUGCUGGCGACCAGGGUGUCUUCCGGAGCUCGUCCGAAGCUGCCAGGUCUCCUGAAGGCAUUUGGGACAGGCGGCUCCGCCAUUGCUGUGAUGAUUUAUCCAAGAGAGGUUGCUCAGGCAGCAGUCGGCGCUGCAUCGGCACAAUUGGUGCAGAGCGGCCGGACCUCCUCAAAUCCAGUUCUGUAAAUGGCGCAGAAACCAUGGGUCCAAGUCAAGUGGUGUCUUUAUUGACCUGUAUCGACUGCAUGGCGCAUCUGUUCUGUGAACACAGUCUGUUGUUAUGUAUGUGAUGAUGGAACUGCUGAUUUUUGACCCGAGGCACGGAUGAUAGCUGAAGCAUAAAACAUAAUUUUUUUCUGCCCAUUUUCUUGUAUUGAAGUACAUGGAAGGUCUACAGUUUAUAUUGAUAUUCCUGUUCUUGU